Messenger RNA from Tripterygium wilfordii, 1207 nucleotides. Its product is annotated as protein TILLER ANGLE CONTROL 1-like. Lineage: Eukaryota; Viridiplantae; Streptophyta; Magnoliopsida; Celastrales; Celastraceae. The record is from RefSeq and is a predicted model, not a curated record. Gene Ontology annotation, biological process: morphogenesis of a branching structure. The transcript is spliced from 5 exons. The coding region runs from base 263 to 1111 and encodes 282 amino acids.
GAAGACACAUAUAUCACUUCAAGAAUAUUGGCUCAUCGAUCAUGCCAGAUAGACCCAACACUAUGGCUCUUCAAACAUGCCAUGCCCCCCCGAAAACUAUGGCUAUAAUCUAGGUCGACCCAUUUCUAGCCCUCCCACGUGUCGCUCUGUCAGAGUGCCACUCCUGCGAGUCCCUUCCUUUUAGUUCGACUCCCUCACCAGUCUCUUGAGUAACCCACUUUCUAGUACUGUUCCUCGCCAAGAACCACCUCCUGAGAAGAAAAUGAAGAUCUUCAAUUGGAUGCACAAGAGGUUUCAUCAUACCCUUCACAAAGAUGAGUUUGAUAGAAAUGGGAAAAAGCCGGAAUUCGCAACGAGUGAGUUAGACAGGCAAGCAUUGCUCAAACAAGCAGCACUUGUGAAUGUGCUUGAUGGUUGGAGAGAUGGCAUUUUAACAAUUGGCACAUUUGGUCUUGAAUCUUUUGAUCCUCCAAGAAUCAUUGAUCAAAAACAUGACUACCUCAUUCUCCGAACCCGGGAAGAUGAAUUCGAAGUGGAAGAUGAUCACGAAGAAACGUUUUAUGUCGAUAAUGCUGAGGAUAUCAACAAUGAAGACUACUACAAUAACAGGAAAUAUGAAGAACAAGAAGAAGCAGCAGAAGAGAUGAGUCCACUGAUGUUUACAACAUUUGAGCGCAAUUUCGACUUCAUUGAUGAUGUUCCUCUUCCAUUUUACGGAUCUUCUCAAGUUCAACCCGACUUGGGUGUCGCUGCGAUUGAUCAGAGAAAGAAGAAAGGAGAAAGAGUAACACUAGCGGACCUGUUCUCCGCGGAUUCCGAUGUCAAAACGAAGCCAACACUUGAGAAAAAUGAACUUGAUUCUGGUAAACUGCGGAGACUUAAAACCAAGAAUGGACUUUCUAUUGCCAAGAAGUUGAUUCCUCUUGUUGGCGAGGAUUCGCGCCCAAUCAAAAAACUAAACAAAUUGAUGAGGAAGAUGUUGAAGAGGAAAAUUCACCCAGAACCGGAAGUGAAGGAAGAAAAACUGGAUGACCAAGUCAAUGCUACAGAGCUUCCAAUCGCCUGUGAAUCAGUUGCUCUGCUUCGAACCCCAGCAGGUCCUGCUGUUUGAGCUAAGAAGUGAUGGGGCUUAAUUUGGUAGAGAUGUAUCUUCUUCCAGUAUUAUUACUAUAUUUGUUUAUUAAUAAUUACUCCUUUAUGUGAUUUA